ACUAUUUUGAAAGACGACCACCCCAGAACGGCCCAAUUCACACCUCUUCAAAUUUUAAUUAAAUCAUUUGCUAAGAUGUGGUUUAUUUUUUAUUAACCAUCUCCCUUGGUCUCUGACUCUGUGUGCAAAAGUCGGUCCCAUGGCUUUCCCAAGCCAGGUUGGUUUGCAAUUGCUUCUCUGCCCGCUUAAUUCCAACAUUGUCGUCCGUACAGCAUGUUGUUCUGUGGGGACUCUUUUGCCUGUUUAUGCAACAUUUAAGGCCAUUGAGAAUAAGGAUCAAAUGGAGCAACAAAAAUGGCUUCUCUAUUGGGCAGCUUAUGGAACUUUCAGUGUCGCUGAAGUGUUUGCAGAUAAAAUUCUGUCCUGGUUUCCUCUCUACUAUCAUAUGAAGUUUGCAUUUCUUGUUUGGCUACAGCUGCCAUCUGUCAAUGGAGCCAGGCAAUUGUAUAUGAACCAUCUGCGCCCAUUCCUAUUGAGGCAUCAAGCUAGAUUUGAUCAAAUGAUAGAGUUUCUACAUCGUGAAGUGGAGAAAUUUGUCAUUACACAUCAAGCAGAAUUCAAGUUUGCUAAGGCACUUUUUGUGAAAGCUGUGGUAUCAGUGCACCAUAUGGUUCAGGAUAUUAUUCACCCAGGACAAAGACAAGCAAAUGGUGCCUUCAGAGGCAGAGCAAGGCGUAUCCAGGAUUCUCAAUCUGAUGAUGAAGAUUAAGGCAUUCUUCCUAACUAGUGUGAUUUGUUGAUAUUUUCUUUUUUCCUUGGGAUUAUUUGAAACUUGAAGUUUAUAGUUGCCCUUGACUUUUUUUUCCCCUUUUACUCUUCUUAGGCCUAAAGUAAGAAUGAGAAUAGAGUUAUGGAUCAAAAUAUUAGCUUAUUAAUUUCAAUAGAAGUUAGAGUUGUCUAGAUGGAGAUGUUUGUAAAUGUGGAGCCAGAGCUAUAAAACUUUUAGCCCAUUUGCUAGUGUAUAGAAAAUGAACUUCGAACUGCCCUGUAGUUUGGAAACUUUAGCCAAACAUGUGCAUUCUAGAGAGUUUUGUAUAAAUGAGAACUGACAACCUCGUCUAUAUGCAUGUGUAAUUGUAUGAGGUUAAAACUACAAUGAAGUUGCAGAUUACAGUGGUGUUCAUCCCACUUCUGAAA
Molecule: messenger RNA, 1137 nt
Organism: Hevea brasiliensis (rubber tree)
Lineage: Eukaryota; Viridiplantae; Streptophyta; Magnoliopsida; Malpighiales; Euphorbiaceae
Product: HVA22-like protein k
Exons: 8
Coding region: 140-709 (189 amino acids)
Source: RefSeq, a predicted model, not a curated record